AAUCUUUCCUAAUCUCGGUAAUAUUUAACCCGAUCAAAUAUUACGCAACGGUGUUUUUCCAAAAGGCAACUGGCAACAACGUUUUCUUUUCUUUGCAAACGUUUCACUUCUUGGAUGAGAAGCCAAACCAAGGAAAGCCCAGCUGCCUUGGAAAAGCAUCUUUGGGACAACCGUGACCCUGGAUAGUUGAGAAUCUCCAUAGAUCAAAUCCUGCCACUGCCAAGAAGGGUUCUUCCAACUGAAUACAUAUUUGGGCAUGGUUGGCUUUGUGACCGGUGGGGCUUCUGGGCUGGGCCGUGCCACAGUGGAACGAUUAAUACAACAGGGAGGCAGUGCUGUGAUUGUGGACCUGCCAACGUCUGAUGGCGAACAGGUGGCCAAGUCGCUGGGAGACAGAUGCAUCUUUACUCCAGCUGAUGUAACAUCGGAGUCAGAUGUGAAGGCUGCACUGGCAACAGCAAAGGAGAAAUUUGGCCAUAUAGAUCUGGCAGUGAACUGUGCUGCGAUUGUAGUGAUAUUGAAGACGUACGAUGUGCAUAAAGAUCAUACUCAUAGUUUGGAGGACUUCCAGAGAAUCAUCAACGUCAAUCUUGUUGGGACAUUCAAUGUGAUUCGCCUGGUUGCAGGUGUGAUGAGUAAAAAUGAGCCAAACUCAGAUGGACAGAGAGGAGUGAUUAUCAACACUGCCAGCGUGGGUGCCUUUGAGGCUCAGGUGGGACAGGCUGCCUAUUCAGCUUCGAAAGGAGGCAUUGUAUCAAUGACCCUGCCAAUCGCCCGAGAUCUUGCCUCUAUUGGCAUUCGUGUUGUUACCAUUGCACCAGGGCUCUUUGAGACGCCUCUACUGGGGACACUCCCUGAAAACGUUCGGGCAUCCUUGGAACGAGAGGUGCCUUUCCCAAGUCGUCUUGGGGCUCCAGAAGAAUAUGCUCAUCUGGUACAAUGCAUAGCGGAGAAUCCUAUGCUAAAUGGCGAGGUAAUACGGCUUGAUGGAGCUAUCCGAUUGAGCUAUCCCUGAGCCGUACCCCAACCCUGCAAAAAAAAAAAAAAAAA
Thamnophis elegans (Western terrestrial garter snake) is the source of this 1050-nucleotide messenger RNA. RefSeq names its product 3-hydroxyacyl-CoA dehydrogenase type-2-like. The transcript has 6 exons. Gene Ontology annotation, biological process: fatty acid metabolic process; estrogen metabolic process; androgen metabolic process. Gene Ontology annotation, cellular component: mitochondrion. The coding region runs from base 257 to 1015 and encodes 252 amino acids. Gene Ontology annotation, molecular function: estradiol 17-beta-dehydrogenase [NAD(P)+] activity. NCBI's taxonomy places the organism in Eukaryota, Metazoa, Chordata, Lepidosauria, Squamata, Natricidae. The record is from RefSeq and is a predicted model, not a curated record.